This is a messenger RNA of Blastomyces dermatitidis ER-3, 1656 nucleotides long. RefSeq lists its product as uncharacterized. The record is from RefSeq and is a predicted model, not a curated record. The coding region runs from base 1 to 1656 and encodes 551 amino acids. Lineage: Eukaryota; Fungi; Ascomycota; Eurotiomycetes; Onygenales; Ajellomycetaceae. The transcript is spliced from 2 exons.
AUGGCAGCAGUCUUGAACCAUCAACGAAAGAUCCUCACCAUCAACAGGCCCGAUGCCCCGCAAAUGAACCAAACCUUGAUGCAAGCCUUCCACGAUGCGCUCGAGAACAACCCCUCGGCAGACCUCCUAUCCGUUGUCGGCGCUGCGUAUCUGCGCGCUCAUCGAGUAGCACAAUAUAAAGAGCUUUCCGAGACUGGCUGCCUCAAUUUCCUAACUGUAAACAAUCUCCACGAUGAGAUCAACGCUCACCCCGAGAUCAACCUGCGGGAUUAUUUCCCGUCAGACUACGACCGUCGAUACAGAUGGCUAAUGCCAACGGCAAAGGCAGAGGAAAAGACUCUUGAACCACCACAGAAAAAGGAACCUAGCGACUGGCUCUGCGAGAAGCUUUCUAGAAUCGACACUGCCAGUAUACUUUACCCGCUAUCUAACCAGGCUACGGCGCUGAUCCAGAAGUAUUCAGUGGACAAUAGCUAUUCUUCUCCGGAAACCGCGCUGGCGGCGGCAAUGAAAAUGCUCAUUUUGCAUUCGGAAAGGUUGUUUGACCUCAGCAUUAGAGGAGUUGUGGUCAAGUGCGGUGAUGAGCUUGCAAUCAAAGUGUUCCCUAAUAGCAGAGAUCUCACGGAGUAUCACAAUCUCCAAUACCUUGCUGCCCAUGCUGCUGAGCUUCCGAUUCCUAGAGUCCACGGUCUGGUUGCUCUUGGGACGUUCCGUGCUAUGUUCAUGUCAUAUAUUCCAGGCAUCACCCUUGACAAGGCAUGGCCAAGUCUAUCCCAUGAAGCAAAAUUAUCUCUUCGGAGACAGCUGGACUGGAUAUUCGUUCAACUCCGAAGUUUACAACAACGUGAUGGACUGCAGCUAGGAGGUGUAGGUGGGGAAGGGGUUAAGGACUAUCGUAUCAUGGAAGUUUCUUCCAAAAAGGGUAUAAUCACAGCAUGGCAAUUUGAUGAGCUGCAAUUCUCUGCGAAACAUCGUGCAAGCCCUUCCUACGCCAAGCUACUUCGCUCCUUUUUGAAGAAGGAAAAUAAAUCUCUUCGGGGUUCAGUGUUUACACACGGUGAUUUAAAGAAAACAAAUAUCCUGGUCGAAAAAGAUCCUCGCAACGCGGACGCUUAUAUUGUAACUGGGAUUAUUGAUUGGGAGGAGGGUGGUUUCUAUCCCGAAUACUAUGAGUGCACGACGUUGUCAAAUGGACAGAGCAUUGAGACUGACGAUGAUUGGUAUCUCUAUGUGCCAGACUCCAUUUCACCCUUACGAUUUCCUGUGCGUUGCUUACUUCCAGGCUUCGCGCUUUUCCUUGAGGAUUCUUUUCUUGUUCUGGUAGUCCGCGUUAUUUGGAAUGACUCCAUUCGUUUCCAGUUUAUCCAGAACCUCGAGGAUGAAAUCCUGGCAACUAUAAUCAGACACCUCGUUGCGGAUAGGUGUCUCUUGUGCGAUGAUUUUGACGGUCUCGACAUUGCUUGUAUCAAUCUCACACAGGGAACAGAGCUCGAUAAGGGAAUUCGAAAUGUUUGCGUCCGAUCGCGCUCGAACUUCAAUGAAAUAUUUCCGUCGAGCACCAAGGAGAUGAAUGAUGGUCUUUUUAGUUGUCUCUGCCGCAUCGAUGAACAAGCUCCAGUGCUUGAUGCCCGGGUUUUGGUAAAUGGCUACCCUUAG